GAUCUCAUAAAAAUGUUUACGAUGAUUUCGCGGGCAAUUCUCAUAUUAAAUAUGUUCUUCCUUUUAACCGCAAUAUGUCAACCGCUUUAUGAUGAUGCACCAAGAAGAUUAUUGAAGAGAAGAUUAGGUGAUCUUGAUGAUCGGACGGUUGUUGUAGAAAAAAUAGGUGGUUUGAGAGUACAAGACGACGAAAAUGAUGAUGACGAUGAUCGGACGGUUGUUGUAGAAAAGAUAGCGGGAUCGAGGCUACCGGAUUGUUCCCACGCAUGUGGAUCAUGCUCCCCAUGUAAGCUAGUAACCGUUAGAUUAGUUCCUUGUUCCAUUCCGGCUGAGGCUGAACCAUGUCCACUCGCUUAUAGGUGCAUGUGUCAAAACAAGCUCUUUCCCGUUCCUAGAUAAAUAGAAAUGUAUAAAAUUGUAAAAAUAUCAUAAUUAUGUUUGGUUACUUAAAUAACAUUUGUUUUGUAUUAUAAAAUAUUAUAUUUUUGAGUAA
This is a messenger RNA of Impatiens glandulifera, 493 nucleotides long. Its product is annotated as EPIDERMAL PATTERNING FACTOR-like protein 6. The transcript is spliced from 2 exons. Gene Ontology annotation, biological process: stomatal complex development; guard cell differentiation. The coding region runs from base 13 to 399 and encodes 128 amino acids. The record is from RefSeq and is a predicted model, not a curated record. Lineage: Eukaryota; Viridiplantae; Streptophyta; Magnoliopsida; Ericales; Balsaminaceae.